This is a messenger RNA of Verticillium alfalfae VaMs.102, 4371 nucleotides long. Its product is annotated as DNA-directed RNA polymerase III subunit RPC1. Gene Ontology annotation, molecular function: DNA binding; DNA-directed RNA polymerase activity. The transcript has 4 exons. Bases 1 to 4371 code for a protein of 1456 amino acids. The record is from RefSeq and is a predicted model, not a curated record. Gene Ontology annotation, biological process: DNA-templated transcription. Lineage: Eukaryota; Fungi; Ascomycota; Sordariomycetes; Glomerellales; Plectosphaerellaceae.
AUGGCUACCGCGACACUUGCCCCUGUGAAGUCCCAGCUGGUGGACAAUCUGCCCAAGCGGUUCCAGGGCAUCAAGUUUGGCAUCCAAUCCAACCAGGACAUUGCCAACCAGGCCGUCCUGGAAGUUUCCGACCGUCUUCUCUACGAUGUCGACAACAACAGAGCCCCUUUCCAACAUGGACCGCUAGACCCGCGUUUGGGAACCUCUAGCAAGAUUGGCAAGUGCGACACAUGCCAGGAAUCACUACAGAAUUGUACCGGUCACUUUGGCCAUGUCAGACUGCCCCUGCCUGCCUUUCACAUUGGCUAUCUCGGCUUCGUCAGGACCAUUCUGCAGGACAUUUGCAAAGACUGCAGCCGUAUACUGUUGACCGAACCCGAGCGCCGAGCUUUCCUAAAGGAGCUGAGGCGGCCGUUUAUUGACAACCUCCGUCGCACGCAAAUCUGCAAGAAGAUCAACGAGCAAUGCAGGAAGACGAAAACAUGCCACUACUGCGGAUCCAUAAACGGUCAGAUUCGGAAGGUCGGCGUGCUCAAACUAGUUCACGAUAAGUUUGUUGCCUACAACAAGUCGACAUCAAUGAAGAAAGUCCCGCCGGAAAGCAAGAUUGUCUUUGAUGCGUCUUUCGAUGAGGCGAAAAAGCAGAACCCAGACCUCGACAAGCAUCUUCGCAAGGCCAUGGAAGACCUGAACCCGCUCAGGGUCCUCAACCUUUUCAAGACCAUUAGCCCUACGGAUUGCGAGCUGCUCGGCCUGGACCCUGUCGAAGGACGCCCUGAAAUGUUCAUCUGGCAGUUCUUGCCCGCUCCUCCCGUCUGCAUUCGACCCUCCGUCGCUCAGGAUAACGCAAGCACGGAAGACGACUUGACCACCAAACUUGCCGAUAUCGUAUGGAUCAGUGGCAUGAUUCGACUUGCUCUUCAGAAAGGCUCCCCUGUCCAGACCAUCAUGGAGCAAUGGGAGUACUUGCAGCUGCAAAUUGCCAUGUACGUCAACAGCGAUGUGCCGGGUCUCCAGCAACCAGGUUUUGGCAAGACGGUGCGCGGUUUUUGUCAAAGACUGAAGGGCAAACAAGGCCGUUUCCGAGGCAAUUUGUCCGGCAAGCGUGUAGACUUUUCUGGCAGAACCGUCAUCUCACCAGACCCGAACCUUGGUAUCACGCAGGUCGCCAUCCCAAUUCUUGUCGCCAAAAACCUCACGUAUCCGGAAAGGGUGAAUGAUUACAGCCUGAAGAAACUUCGAAAAUGUGUUCAGAAUGGCCCAGAUGUCUGGCCUGGUGCGCAGCAAGUCAUCAAGAGCGAUGAGGGUGGCUACAAGAUAUCACUCAAAUUCGGCAACAGGGGACAAGUGGCUCGCGAUCUGAAAGUCGGCGACGUGGUUGAGCGUCACAUUGAGGACAACGACAUCGUACUCUUCAAUCGACAGCCUUCGCUCCACAAACUCAGUAUCAUGAGUCACUUGGUUAAGGUCCGACCCUGGCGAACCUUCCGUCUGAACGAGUGUGUUUGCACGCCAUACAAUGCCGAUUUUGACGGCGACGAAAUGAACCUCCAUGUUCCUCAGACUGAAGAGGCUCGUGCAGAGGCCAUCAACCUGAUGGGUGUCAAGCACAACCUUGCGACCCCGAAGAACGGAGAACCCAUCAUUGCGGCGACGCAGGAUUUCAUCACAGCGGCUUACUUGCUGAGUGGCAAGGAUAGGUUCUUCGACCGCAAAACCUUUACGUACAUUGUCAUGCAUAUGAUGGACGGCAUCACACAUCUUGACCUUCCGCCGCCAGCGAUUCUCAAGCCGCAAGCACUAUGGACCGGCAAGCAGGUCUUCAGCAUGAUGCUACGACCGAACAAGGAGUGUCAAGUCAAGAUCAACCUUGACGCGAAGUGUCGAGAGUACAAGGCUAAGCCCGGGCAGUGUCCUGACAUGGACCCGGAAGAUGCCUGGCUGGUGAUUCGCAACUCCGAGGUCAUGUGCGGCAGGAUGGAUAAGUCGACAGUCGGAGGUGGAAAGAAGGACUCCGUGUUCUAUGUCAUCCUCCGAGAUUUCGGUCCCGAUGAGGCCGUCACCGCCAUGAACCGCUUGGCCAAGCUGUGUGCUAGGCAACUGACCAAUCGAGGUUUCUCGAUUGGUGUAGGCGACGUCUUCCCCACUGAACAGCUAUUGGUGAAGAAGAAGAAGUUGAUUGAAGACGCAAACAUUCAGGUUGAUGAGCUGAUCAACACUUACAAGAAGGGGAAACUCGAGAAGGCCACGGGCUGCAACAUGGAACAGACGCUUGAAAAUUCCAUUUCGGGCCUGCUGAGCAAAGUCCGAACCCAAGCAGGAGCUCAAUGUAUUCAGACUCUCAGCCGGAACAACGCCCCUCUGGUCAUGGCCAAGUCUGGGUCCAAAGGUAGUGAGAUCAACGUGGCUCAGAUGGUGGCUGUCGUCGGCCAACAAAUUAUCGGCGGCUCCCGUGUGGCGGAUGGCUUCCAGGACCGAUCCCUGCCUCACUUUCACAAGAACGCACCCCAGCCUCCCUCCAAGGGAUUCGUGGGAAACAGCUUCUAUUCUGGACUCUUGCCCACUGAGUUCAUAUUUCACGCCAUGUCCGGACGUGAAGGUCUCGUCGAUACAGCCGUCAAAACGGCUGAAACGGGAUACAUGUCCCGUAGGUUAAUGAAGUCGCUCGAGGAUCUUUCCACAAGAUACGAUGAUACGGUGCGAACUUCCGGUGGAGGUAUUGUUCAGUUCCAAUUUGGUGCGGAUAAGCUUGAUCCCGUCGACAUGGAGGGUUCGGCAAAGCCGGUUCACUUCGAUCGAACGUGGUCGCAUGCCGAGAACUUGACAUGGAGCAAUACCGACCCUGCACUGCUGCCGAACGAGAUUCUUAGCUUCUGCGACAGCAUGUUAUCUCAUGAGCGCUCUCGCUACCCCAGACGCGAUCUGGUGGGGCAGGGAUACCUUGAGUAUGACAACACAGAAGAUCGCUACACAGAUGAGCACGAGGGUGCAAGAGACUUCUUGAGAUCAGUCGAGCAAUACGUCGCGGGCCGCGCAGCCAAGUUGACUAGGAUUCUGCAACUCACCGGCUUGACAUCCGACCCUCUCGGCGCGCACAUGGAGAUCGAUUUGAUCGACGAGGAGCAAAAGGCAAAGAAAGCCUACGCAGACCGUGUCGCCAAGGUGUCGGAGAACACUUUGAAACUAUUUAUCAAGUUAUGUCUCGAAAAGUACAAGAAAGCUCACGUUGAGCCUGGCCACGCUGUCGGAGCUGUUGGCGCUCAGUCUAUUGGUGAGCCAGGCACACAAAUGACACUGAAGACGUUCCAUUUCGCAGGUGUCGCCGGUAUGAGUAUUACUCAGGGUGUGCCGCGUAUCAAGGAAAUCAUCAACGCGUCUAAACUCAUUAGUACGCCGGUCAUCAAAUGCCCGCUCGUGCAGAACAAAGAGAUGAGGGCGGCACGGAUCGUCAAGGCCCGAAUUGAGAAGACGUAUGUCUCCGACAUUCUGAGUUACAUCGAGGAUGAGUGGAUGGCCAAUGCUGGCAACGUCGUUCUGCAAAUCGACAUGGAUGCCUUGUCAGACAUGCAACUGGGCAUUGGCAUUCACGACGUAGCCGAGGCGAUUUGCAGGCACAGAAAGCUCAAAGUUCAGCGCGGCGAUUUGCACAUCGGCCAGAGCAGGAUCGAGAUCAGGGUGCGAGUUGACGAGAACGCCGCCGCUAAGAGAACCAAGGCCAAGGGCUCAGAAGAACAGGCGGACUUGCUGGUUCGCGCCAAUUAUCUCCGCCGUCUAGUCCCGUUCGUUGCCAUUUCAGGUUAUCCGGACGCGACGCGAGCGAUCAUUCAGACGUCGGAGCACGAUACUCACACCGUCUUAGUCGAAGGCUAUGGUCUGCGCGCCUGCAUGAACACCGAAGGUGUUGACGGCACCAAGACCUCAACCAACAACGUCAUGGAAGCUCGAGAUAUCCUGGGCAUUGAAGCAGCAAGAAGCACCAUUGCGCAUGAGAUUGGCGAGGUCAUGGGUGACAUGGACAUUGAUCCUCGGCAUAUGCAGCUCCUGGCCGACGUUAUGACGUACAAGGGCGAGGUCCUCGGUAUCACACGAUUCGGACUUUCCAAGAUGAGAGACAGUGUUCUCCAGCUGGCUUCGUUCGAGAAGACGCCUGAUCAUCUCUUUGACGCCGCUGCGGGCAUGAAGACGGACAAGAUUGAAGGCGUCAGUGAAUGCAUCAUCAUGGGCCAGACCAUGACCGUCGGAACUGGUGCUUUCCAUGUUGUGCGUCGUCUAGCCCUUCAGUCAGGCGAUAUUUCCGAGCGACCUGCUCUCUUCGAGGACGCGUGGACGGAGGAGACGAACAAACGGCGACAGGAGAGAAAAAGGCAUUGA